This is a messenger RNA of Dermacentor albipictus, 699 nucleotides long. The record is from RefSeq and is a predicted model, not a curated record. Lineage: Eukaryota; Metazoa; Arthropoda; Arachnida; Ixodida; Ixodidae.
AUGGAGGCGGCAGUGCAUCUGCAAGUGGCGAAUGCUCUCCCGAACCUGAGUUCUGACGUUCUACAAAACAUCGUGAGGAAGCUGUUGGAUCUCGGUGUAGAGCCGUGUGGUGACUUUUGUUUCUUGACUGAACAAAACUUGUGCGACGUGAUAAAACCUAUACAAGCAUGGAAGCUCAUCACUUUCAUCAAACAUAAUAAGCCACACAAGUUUUGCACUGUGGAUCAAACUGAAACAGGUGAAAGUGAACCUGCAACACCGUCGGGACCACAUGGCGGGUUGGAGCAAAUUAAACAAGCCUAUUCCUUCCUGAAUCCCAACUGGGCAGAAUCGUUCGAGAUACCUUGGGACAGCAUGCCAAAAGCCCUGCUGGAGGCUUUGCAGAAAUGUAAGCGUCCGACACCAAGAGACCGUAGGAAGAUGGUUCGAGUAAUCAUAGAUAGUGUCAAGAAUUUGUGCCCAAAACCUCUACGGAAACACCUACCCGUUGUUGCCAGGAAGAUCGCCGCACUGCACCCUUCUUUGUUCAAAGAUGUCUUUGAUAGCACUGUAAUUGGAACUGGCUAUGGCUCUUUGCUGAACCAACUCGCAUGCCAGCUUGAAAAUAUUGUGUUGCUCACCAUAGCAUGGUUUGGAGAAGAGGGAGACGGACUCAUUCACAGUAAAGAAGCAUGUUCGGCCACAAAAUUUAUUGUGUAG